AUGCUGGUAGAGAAGUCUGGAAUUGCAACAGAAAUCGAGAGCCUUGGAAGUUCAGAGGCUGACAAGUACGUUUCCACGGGCAACAAGAACUUGGACUAUCUCCAUAAUUUUGACCAUGAAGCACAUCCCGAAGAGGUGACCAUGAAGCAGAUAACUAGGAAAUUGGACAUUAUGCUUGUAUUUCCUAUGUUGUUUGUGUACUUUUUGCAAUUCCUCGAUAAGGUUUCGUUAAAUUACUCUAAUGUCAUGGGUAUGCCCAAAGAUUUGAAAUUCCAAGGUAACCAGUUCUCCAACUUGGCCACUUACUUUUUCGUUGCAUACAUUGUUGGAGAAUUUUUUCAGGCAUUUCUCUUGCAGAAAUUUCCUGUCCAUUUGGUGUUGGGGUUCAACGUUGUUGUCUGGGGGAUUUGCACCAUGUGCUGCGCUGCAGUUCAGAACUAUCAUGGCAUGCUUGCCUUAAGAAUUCUUUUGGGUUUUGCAGAAGCAUCAGUAAUUCCCUGUCUUGUUCUUCUCACCACAAACUUUUACAACAGAUCCCAAGCCGCCUUCAGAAUCGGUAUUUUUUAUUCUGGUUUAGGUUUUGGUCAGAUCUUCGGAGGGUUGUUAUCCUAUCUUUUCCAGUUAGUUGAUAGCACUUUUGAGGGCUGGAGAAUAUUGUUCUUGGUAGUAGGACUCAUGAAUAUUGCAUGCGGGAUCUACGUUGUUUUUUUCGUUCCUUCCGAGCCUUUGACCACUAAGAAGCUUUCUCCCAAAGAGAAAUUUGUGCUUUUGGAAAAGUUGACCGAAGGAAAAAUUGGGGUUAAUGCCCAUAAAUUCAAGCCUCACCAAGUUAAGGAGAUGUUGCUUGACAUUCAAUGCUGGCUUUACUUGAUUAUCUCCGCAACCAUUUCGUUUUCCUCAAACACUAUCUCUUCUUUCUCGGCGAAAGAUAUCAUGUCAUUUGGCUUCACCUCCAGACAAGCAGCUUUGCUCAACAUGCCUUCUGGUGUAGUCAGCAUUAUGUCUUCUUGGAUCUCCACGUAUUUUAUCAUGAAAGGUACCACCAGAUACAUUGCCAUCUGUGUGCUUUUGCUUCCAGCAAUAUGUGGAGGUGCCUUGAUGUCAUACUUACCCAAAACCAACAAGGCAGGACUUUUGGUGGGAAUCUACAUGAUCAAUUGUAUUACAGCCCCAUUGGCUAUUGUAUACUCCUGGGCUUCUGCUAAUGUGGCUGGUUCCACAAAGAAGAUUGGAGUCACAUCGUUGUACAUCAGUAUCGGUUUUGCCAUUGGUAACAUCACUGGACCACAGUCUUACCGAGUCAAGGAUGCACCAUACUUUCAGCCGGCGAAGGUUUCAAUGUUAGCAACUCAAGCUGCCAGUUUUGGGUUAGCAUUGGUGAUUGCCAGCAUCUAUUACUUGAGAAAUAAGAGGAGAAACACUGAUACGUCCAUAUUGAACGAGGAGGAAAAAACAGAGAAUGUGUGGAACGAUUUGACCGACUUCGAGAACGAGUCUUUCAGAUACACCUACUAG
Sungouiella intermedia is the source of this 1515-nucleotide messenger RNA. NCBI's taxonomy places the organism in Eukaryota, Fungi, Ascomycota, Pichiomycetes, Serinales, Metschnikowiaceae. The record is from the annotation of a GenBank genome assembly.